This is a messenger RNA of Cynocephalus volans (Philippine flying lemur), 2454 nucleotides long. RefSeq names its product family with sequence similarity 171 member B (gene FAM171B). The record is from RefSeq and is a predicted model, not a curated record. Bases 1 to 2454 code for a protein of 817 amino acids. The transcript is spliced from 8 exons. Lineage: Eukaryota; Metazoa; Chordata; Mammalia; Dermoptera; Cynocephalidae.
AUGGCGAGGCUCUGCCGGCGCGUCCCUUGCACCCUGCUUCUCGGCCUGGCCGCGGUGCUGCUGAAGGCGCGGCUCGUCCCCGCGGCCGCCAGAGCCGAGCUUAGCCGCUCCGACCUCAGUCUCAUCCAGCAGCAGCAGCAGCAGAAGCAGCGGGAGGAGGCUGAGGAGGAGAGACUAGAGGGGCCUGGAGCAUCCUCCACCUUAGCCGUUCCAGUGUCUGUAUUUAUGCUGAAAGUCCAGGUGAAUGACAUCAUCAGUCGUCAGUACCUGAGUCAAGCAGUUGUAGAAGUGUUUGUAAACUACACAAAGACAAAUUCCACAGUAACUAAAAGCAAUGGAGCAGUGUUGAUAAAAGUACCCUAUAAAUUAGGACUCAGCUUAACUAUUAUUGCUUACAAAGAUGGCUAUGUGUUGACCCCUCUGCCUUGGAGGACCGGAAGAAUGCCAAUCUAUUCAUCAGUUACACUGUCUCUGUUCCCGCAAAGCCAAGCAAAUAUAUGGCUAUUUGAAGACACUGUUUUAAUUACUGGAAAAUUAGCUGAUGCCAAAUCUCAACCAAGCGUUCAGUUUUCAAAAGACUUAAUUAAACUUCCUGACAACCAUCAUAUCAGCAAUGUGACCGGCUAUCUUACAGUUCUACAACAAUUUUUGAAAGUGGACAAUUUUCUGUAUACAACUGGAAUUACUCUCACUAAACCAGGUUUUGAAAACACUGAAUUGACUCCUCUUGCUGCAAUAUGUGUGAAAAUAUAUUCUGGAGGAAAAGAAUUAAAGGUGGAUGGCUCUAUUCAAGUUUCUCUUCCCCUUCUACAUACAAAUGAUAUAAGUGUGGGGGACCGCAUACCUGCUUGGACAUUUGAUAUGAACACGGGUGCUUGGGUAAAUCAUGGCCAGGGAGUGGUCAAGGAAUAUAACAAUCACUUAAUUUGGACAUAUGAUGCAUCACAUUUGGGUUACUGGAUAGCAGCUCCACUUCCAGGAAUGAGAGGUUCAGGUAUAAAUGAAGAUUCCAAAGAUGUAACUGCCUACCACACAGUGUUUCUUACAGCCAUAUUAGGAGGAACAAUAGUCAUUGUCGUUGGAUUUUUUGCUGUACUACUCUGUUAUUGCAGGGAUAAGUGUGGUACUCCACAGAAAAGAGAAAGAAAUAUCACUAAACUUGAGAUCCUCAAGAGAGACCAGACAACUUCAACCACACACAUAAAUCACAUCAGUUCAGUCAAAGUUGCAUUAAAAUCUGAGGACAAGUCGCAGUUAUUCAAUGUCAAAAACUCAUAUAGUCCUCAAAAAAAGGAACCUUCCAAGACAGAAGCAGAAGAAAGAGUUUCCAUGGUAAAAACUCGGGACAAUUUUAAAAUCUACACUGAGGAUGUUUCAUUUCUAUCAGGCAAUCAAAAUAAUUACUCAAGAAACCCAACACAGUCUUUGGAGCCCAUUGUAGGGUCCAAACAACCUAAACAUAUUAACAGCAAUCUAGCUUCAUCUUUAGGUGAUGCUCAAGAGGAAAAGAGGUACCUCACAGGGAAUGAGGAAGUGUAUGGGCAUUCCCACAUUCCUGAACAGCUUAUGCAUAUCUACAGCCAGCCAAUUGCCAUCCUUCAGACAUCUGACCUUUUCUCCACUCCAGAGCAGUUACAUACUGCUAAGUCAGCUACUUUGCCAAGAAAGGGACAGUUAGUCUAUGGCCAAUUGAUGGAGCCAGUGAACAGAGAGAACUUCACACAGACAUUGCCCAAAAUGCCAAUGCAUUCUCACACACAGCCCCCAGAUGCCAGAGAAGAAGACACUGUACUUGAAGGUCAACAGAGCUUGCCAUCCCAGACUUCAGAUUGGAGCCGAUAUUCGAACAGCUUACUGGAAUCCGUCUCUGUUCCUGGAACACUAAAUGAAGCUGUUGUAAUGACUCCAUUUUCAUCAGAGCUUCAAGGAAUUUCAGAACAGACCCUUCUGGAGCUAUCCAAAGGAAAGCCCUCUCCCCAUCCCAGAGCCUGGUUUGUGUCUCUUGAUGGAAAGCCAGUUGCCCAAGUGAGGCACUCCUUUAUAGACCUGAAAAAGGGCAAGAGAGCCCAGAGCAAUGACACCAGCCUGGACUCCGGGGUGGACAUGAAUGAGCAUCACUCGAGUAGAAAGCUUGAGAGGGAGAAAACAUUCAUCAAAAGCAUGCAUCAGCCCAAGAUUCUUUACUUAGAAGAUUUAGACCUGAGUAGCAGUGAGAGUGGAACUACCGUCUGCUCCCCUGAGGACCCAGCUUUAAGGCACAUCCUAGAUGGAGGGAGCGGAGUGAUCAUGGAGCACCCUGGGGAAGAGUCCCCGGGAAGAAAAAGCACUGUUGAAGAUUUGGAAGCCAAUACAUCCCCCACUAAAAAAAGGGGCAGACCACCACUAGCCAAAAGAGAUAGCAAGACAAAUAUCUGGAAAAAGCGAGAGGAACGCCCGCUGAUUCCCAUAAAUUAA